Messenger RNA from Phytophthora sojae, 1794 nucleotides. RefSeq lists its product as hypothetical. Gene Ontology annotation, cellular component: cytosol; mitochondrion. Gene Ontology annotation, biological process: tRNA modification; negative regulation of cyclin-dependent protein serine/threonine kinase activity. Gene Ontology annotation, molecular function: tRNA-2-methylthio-N(6)-dimethylallyladenosine(37) synthase activity; 4 iron, 4 sulfur cluster binding. The coding region runs from base 1 to 1794 and encodes 597 amino acids. Lineage: Eukaryota; Oomycota; Peronosporomycetes; Peronosporales; Peronosporaceae. The record is from RefSeq and is a predicted model, not a curated record. The transcript has 2 exons.
AUGCUGGCCGCAAGACGCCGUGCCGUUCGCAGCAGCUCGCGCGCCUUCGCCGCGCUGGCCAAUGCCGUUCGCUUCGAGUCCAGCAGCGCCAAUGCGCAGGCCAAGGUGAAGGUGCAAAGCUCGCGGCUGCCGCGUGACGGUCCCGGCCUUGGCGACUUCCUGCGCGAGUCGCAGUCGCACGACCACCAGCGCACGGCCGAGGCGGCGCGCGAGCCGAGCGAGAUGAACUUCCCGGUGGCGCCCAGCAGCAUCGUGCGGGCCAUCCUGCUGGAGGGCGGCUACUCGCCCGCGUCCUCGGCCGACGCGGCCGACGUGGUGCUCAUCAACACGUGCGCCGUGCGCGACAACGCCGAGGCCAAGAUCUGGAACCGCCUCGAGUCGCUGCGCCAGGUCAAGGCCAAGCUGCUGCGCAAGAAGCAGAAGGUGCAGACCGUGGGCGUGCUGGGCUGCAUGGCCGAGCGCCUCAAGACCAAGCUGCUCGAGUCCGACAAGAUGGUGGACCUGGUGGUGGGGCCCGACGCCUACCGCGACAUCCCCAACCUGCUGCGCGUCGUGCACGGCAGCGGCGAGGCGGCCGUCAACGUGCAGCUCUCGCUGGACGAGACGUACGCCGACAUUGCGCCCGUCCGCGCCGACCCGCACAGCCCGUCGGCCUUUGUGUCCAUCAUGCGUGGCUGCAACAACAUGUGCUCGUACUGCAUUGUGCCCUUCACGCGCGGACGCGAGCGCAGUCGCGUCAUCAGCUCGAUCGUGGACGAGGUGCGCGCGCUGAGCGACCAGGGCGUGAAGGAGGUGGUGCUGCUGGGCCAGAACGUCAACUCGUACCAUGACAAGAAGUCGGAGGGCGCUGCCGAAAAGGGGCGCGGCUACGUCUCGUCCGCGGGGUUCAGCAACAUGUUCCGCUCGCGCGACGCGCCUGGUUUCCGCUUCGCCGACCUGCUGGAAGAAGUCUCGCGCGUGGACCCGGAGAUGCGACUGCGUUUCACGUCGCCCCACCCGAAGGACUUCCCGAACGAAGUGCUGGACCUCGUGAACGAGCGCCCCAACAUCUGCAAGCAGAUCCACAUGCCGGCUCAGAGCGGCAGCACCACGAUGCUGGAGCGCAUGCGUCGUGGCUACUCGCGCGAGGCGUACCUGGCGCUAGUGGACAACAUGCGUACGCGCAUCCCCGGUGUGGCCAUCUCCUCCGACUUCAUCACGGGCUUCUGCGGCGAGACUGAGGAGGAGCACGCCGACACCAUCUCGCUGAUGCGCCAGGUGUGCUACGACCAGGCUUUCAUGUUCGCGUACUCGAUUCGUGCUCGUACACACGCUGCCCACCGCAUGGAGGACGACGUGCCCCAGGAGGACAAGCUGCGUCGGCUGCGCGAGGUGAUCGACACAUUCAGCGAGGUGGUGACGCGCAAGAACUACGUCGAGGACUCGGACCGGCUGCACAUCGUCCUCGUGCAGGGCCCCAGUCGGCGCUCCACGGACGAAGACCCGAAGCUCACGGGCCUCACGGACACGAGCAAGCGCUGCGUGUUCCCCAACCAGGCGAUGCCGGGCUCGCUGCGCGCCUUCACGAAGCAUGCGGGCGAGCUGGCGUCGCAGUUCCUUCCCCUCCCCACUGUUAGUUCAGACAGCGUCCACGCCGCCCCAGGCGACUACGUGCUGGUGCGCGUCCGCGAUGCUGGCCGUCACACUCUGCACGCUACGCCCGUGGCCCGCACCACCCUGCAGGAGAUCGCGGAGCUGGUGCCGUCCGAGCUGCUCGGCGCCAGAUCGCACUCUCUCGAGGCGUUGGAGCUAUAG